This is a messenger RNA of Auanema sp. JU1783, 1176 nucleotides long. Lineage: Eukaryota; Metazoa; Nematoda; Chromadorea; Rhabditida; Rhabditidae. The record is from the annotation of a GenBank genome assembly.
AUGCCCGCUGUACAGUUUUCUUCAGAUCGUCCACCUGGGCAAGGUAAUAACGAAUGGCUUGUCCUCAUCGUUGGAGGAUCUAUAGGCUUCAUUGGUCUUGUGUUGAUUGCUGGCCUAUUGGCAAUUCGACGACGUCGUCAAUAUCCAAGCUUACUUCUGCAACAGCACCAACCUCCUAAACAAGUUGUAUCUGUUCGAAAUGGCCAGCCUAUGCGACCUGGUGGCUUGAAGCAAAGCCCAUCGCCACUUCAGAGCCCCGUAUCGAGUGACUCCAGUCCAAGCCCUGUUGUUCCUAUUCAAAGCUUGCUGGAAGAUAGAACUCGUAAACUGUCACCAUCAGAGCUUCCAGCUGAAAGAGGAGUGCUCAAUUUCAGCUUGAGCUAUGAUCCAUUAACGUUAGCCCUCCAGAUUGGCGUUAUCAAUUGUCGUGAUCUCUGCGAACUUGUUGUCUCCAGAGAUGGAUCUUGUUUACUCGAUCCUUAUGUGAAGCUGCAACUUCUUCCUGAAAGAGAUCAUCGUGUGAAGACCCGAAUAGUCCGCGGAACCGUAAGCCCUCAAUAUGAUGAGCAGUUUACCAUGUAUGGAGUAACACAAGAGCAAAUUGCUUUCAGCUGUCUCCAUUUGCAGGCUGUUGCAUUUGAUCGUUAUAGUCGUGACACAGUCAUUGGUGAAUCUGUUUAUCGUUUAGCUGACGCAGAAUUGAUGAUGCAUCAGGAAAUGCGUGUUGAGCAACCAUUGCAGCCAAGAGCUAAUAGCUGCGCAGCUCAUCGAGGAGAGAUUCUCUUAUCACUAACCUAUCAACCUGCAUUCAACAAUCUCACAAUCGUCGUGCUAAAAGGACGUGGAAUAACGAAACAAGAUAAUGAAGGCAACGUCGCAAUUGUUGAUCCAUAUGUCAAGCUGUACUUGCGCAAAGAGACAGGAGAGCGGAUUGCCAAGAAAAAGACUCAUGUCCGUCGCUCUACAGCUUGUCCUGUUUAUAACGAGUCGUUCAUAUUCGAGCUUGGAGAGGAUAAGUUGGACAGUUCCGUCAUUGAUCUUCAGGUGAUUAAUCACGAUCGUACCCGACGCAAUGACAUCAUGGGAAGAGCUCUAUUGAACAUGGAUGACCCACAUGUUGCGGAAGUUAUCGAAAACCCCGGAAGACAAGUCGCACAAUGGCAUCAUCUUGACUAA